This is a messenger RNA of Uranotaenia lowii, 905 nucleotides long. RefSeq lists its product as uncharacterized. The record is from RefSeq and is a predicted model, not a curated record. The transcript has 2 exons. NCBI's taxonomy places the organism in Eukaryota, Metazoa, Arthropoda, Insecta, Diptera, Culicidae. Gene Ontology annotation, molecular function: zinc ion binding. Bases 95 to 787 code for a protein of 230 amino acids. Gene Ontology annotation, cellular component: nucleus.
ACAAAGAAUCUCAGGAGUGUGAUUUACAAAACAAUUUUUGUUUGAUAAAUCAGCAAGAAGGCCGAAAAACCAUAAAUAAUUUUUGUGGUUCGUAAUGGACAAAAUAACCAUCAAUACCGACAUCCCGUUUUGCCGGCUUUGCUCGUCAUCGGAGCACGAUUUGAUUCCGCUGUUUUCGGGGGAAAAUCAAGUUGAACUGAUGCAGCAAUACCUUGAUAUUCAGUUGAAUUCUCCGAACGAUUUCCCCUGCUACGUGUGUGUCAUUUGUUCCGAGAAAUUAGAGGAGCUGCCGCUUUGUUGCGGAGGAGUAGAUGAGGACGGCAACGACUAUCAGGACGAGGAUCUGGCCAGGUACAAAGAGUUGUGUAAAACCGUUGAUCAGAUGGUCCGAGAUCAGCAGCUGGCGAAUCAACCAGCUGAACCUUUUUCAGAUGCAGAAUCCUUCACCUGCAGCCAUUGUAUGGUGACGCUCGAAACGUACGAAGAAUUCCUGAAGCACGCCCUGGAACUACGUUGUUCCGGAGCAUCGACUGGAUCCAAUCAGGUCAAUGUGACGGUGAAUCAGCCUGAGGAUUCCGUUGAUCUAACAAAAGCGGACGACGAUUGCCUGAUGGUUGGCGACGAUUAUGGGUGUCAUCAAUGCUCUGAGUCAUUUUCCGAAAAAAAAGCUCUCUACAUCCAUCGGAGUUCGGUGCACGAUGAGAAGCUGUGUAAUAUAUGUGGGAUGCAGUUCAAAAGCUACUCUAGCUUGAGCAAUCACUAUCGAGAACAUCGCUUCAAUGUUUAGAGCAAAGUUUUUUUUAUAAGUUUCAAUGCUUAACAACCAUAUUAUAAUGUUAAUUAAUAAUUAAUUAGUUUUAGACCAGUAGCAGACAAAUACUUUUUAUUAGUCUGUCUCGGCACAA